UAUAAUGGAAAAUCCCCAUCAGCCAGAACAAAGACCAUGAGUAGGGUAUUGGACAGACCUCAUUCAGAGGAACUGGGCUCUGAAAGAACUCAAAAAUAAGUGGGUCUUCGAAGACAUUGACUUCGGAGACGAUCAGAUUGAGCAGAGGUAUCAAGACCAUCGGCUCAAAGCAAUCAGGACCAACUGGAGGUUUAUCCUACUACUGUUUAAAAUAAAAUGCUUUACAAUAGCAGCUUGCUUCCAGUUCAGAGAGGGCAUACCUCUGUUAGAAAGAAUCGGUCCAGCCAUAAUGCUCGUCCUUGUUUUCGUGCUAGAGUAUUUCAUCAAAAGAAACACAAUGAUAGCAAGGUAUGGUGCGAUUCUCUAUAUUAUCUGCCUUGGAGUUUUGAUGAUCAAGGUAAACCUUGAAUUCGUUCAGCCUAAACUUUAUGAGGGAUUCCUGUUUCAUCUUUCAGUGUCCUUCUUACUAUCCACUUGCCUCAUCUCAGACUGGAGAGUGUCCUCAGUGGCUAUAAUGGCGGUCUACGCUAGUCUGUAUGUAGUCCUGACUAAUCAUUACGAAUCCGUUCCAGUCUCUUUGACAUUUGCAUUGGCGUCUUCCUUAGUCGUAUUUGGAUUUAAUGGAUUCCUGAUUUCAAAAAAUUUCAAGCAAGAAUUUUUGUCUGCAUUUAUUGCCAAGCAAGCUUCUUCUCAGCUGAAGAAAAUUCUGGAGGUCUUGCCUGAAGGAGUCACUAUCAUGGAUGAGCAAGGAAAUGACCUCAAGUUUAUAAACAAGAAACUCAAGCAGACUUUCGAUGUUACACUAUUUCAUAAAGUUAACAAAGAAAACUUGGAGGUGGCUAAAAUCAAAGAUUUUAUGGAUAAAUCAUUUGAUGAAAUCUAUCGUAGAGUGGCUAAGGACACUUCAAAUUCAGAAGAUGGCAAGCUUCUGACAAAUAAUAUCCUGAAUAAUUUCGUGAUCAAGGUACAGAGACAGAAAGUUGAAGAAGGUAAAGGAGAUGACCCAGAUGUUCAAGUUGAAGAGCAAGAAGAAGUUUCAUUACCUCAUUUUCUUCAGCAGGAAAGAGAACUUUGUCGUACUGAUCAGGAUAAUCAAAGAUGCACCAAAGUCUCGAUUUUAUAUGAUGAGAGUCAUCUUCAGAGAAACAUUGAGUACUUAAAGAGGGAUUUUGUAGUAAAGACUUCAAAAAUUGAUGUUGUCAAUGACCUCGAAACGUGACCUACUUUCCUUCAAAUGUUUAUAGACACAACCCAGAUUACUCAGCUAGAAGAAGCCAAAGCCCAGAGCAACUACCAGCGCCAGAUGCUCUCGAAUGUGUCCCACGAGUUCAGGACUCCCCUCAAUGCAAUGUCGCUGUCUCUGUACUUGAUGAAGGACCACCUGACUGAGGAUUGGGCCAAGUACCACAAGAUCGCUUCAUCGUCGUGAGACAUUCUGAAAGGCCUUGUCGAAGACAUCCUGGACUUCUCAAAGAUCGAAGCAGGAGUGUUCGAAGUACAGGAGUCCACGUUUACUUUUCAGCAACUGUUUGAUGAAGUGAACUCCAUCUUCGAAAUGCAGACUCGCAUGAAGAGGAUCGACUUGAGUUUCAAAAUGGAAGAUGUGUUCGACGAACUGGAAAUCAAAUCAGACAAAGGAAGGCUCAAACAGAUUUUGUUAAACCUGUUGUCAAACGCUUUGAAGUUCACGGACAGAGGCUACAUCGAAGUUGAGUUGAAAAUGCAAGAAGCUAGAAAAACCACCCAAGAUGAGAUCAAAGAUUGCGAUAUUACUGAGCUUUUCUCGUCUGGAUUAAUUGAAGAAAUGCCGGUAUGUAAUCUCCUGCUUGUAACAGAUAAUUACACGUCAGUUCCAAAUCCAUCAAAGUUCAACACAGAAUAUGACGCUGAUGAGAAUCAAAAUGUAGAAAUGCUGCAAGAUCAAAACCAUGAAGAAGAUUUUAUACCAUCAGAAUUUACUAAGGAACUGAAGGUUGAACUCAGUGUAACAGACACUGGAAUUGGAAUCCCUGAAAGAGACCUUCCUUCACUAUUCAAAGUAUUCGGAAAGACUCGAUCAAAUCAUAACAGAAACCAGACAGGCACUGGGCUAGGGCUGACAAUAUGCAAGAAGUUAUGUGAGAAAUUAGGUGGAAAUAUCAUGCUCAACUCAAAAGAGGCAGUUGGUACCAAAGUAACUUGAUAUUUUACAUGCCUGUAUUAG
Messenger RNA from Moneuplotes crassus, 2203 nucleotides. Lineage: Eukaryota; Ciliophora; Spirotrichea; Euplotida; Euplotidae. The record is from the annotation of a GenBank genome assembly.